Pseudomassariella vexata is the source of this 942-nucleotide messenger RNA. RefSeq lists its product as uncharacterized. The record is from RefSeq and is a predicted model, not a curated record. Gene Ontology annotation, cellular component: cytoplasm. The transcript is spliced from 2 exons. Bases 80 to 604 code for a protein of 174 amino acids. NCBI's taxonomy places the organism in Eukaryota, Fungi, Ascomycota, Sordariomycetes, Amphisphaeriales, Pseudomassariaceae.
GUUUUAGAUACGAUUGAGAUGAUGCGUUGGUGCUUAUUGGACAUUAUAGCCCUGCUUGACUAGGAUAUAGAAGACGAGAAUGAGAUGUGGCUUGUGUGGCUAUGACUGGAUCCACUCCAUUACCCUGACGAAUUUGUUCAUUACAGCUGUUAUGUGGUCCGCGGCCCAGCGCAGCCUCCGAGUCAGGUGCAACGCCAUACAUCAACCACACCCCAUGGCUGCCCGUUCGGCCAUCACCCUCGUCAAGGCAACCAAGACAGCCCCCCUGGGUACCUUGCAUAUCCAAUGCCACGUCAAGCCCGGUGUGAGCAAAACACGAGAGGGCAUUGUCGCCGUUUUGGACGAUAUGGUGGAGCUCUGCGUUUCCGCACAACCGAGACAAGGGGAGUCAAAUAAGGCUGUUCUGAAGAUCAUGAGUGAAGCGUUGAGCAUACCGAAAACGAACUUGCAAAUUGUGCGUGGGUUGAAGGCUAGAGACAAGACGAUAGCGGUAACACCGCCUGUAUCAAGCGCCACGAAACAGAAUCAUUCAAGUCCAGAGCCGCAGGAUUGGGCGUUGAUUGUGAGGACGAGGCUUCUUGAGCAGGCUGCUGAUGCUGCAUGAUGUCGCUCCUGCGGGGCUAUCGGUCUGUUGGCGCCUUCGCUCAAGUGCGUACUACUUGGCACCAUGACCCACAGUAAUAACUCGUCGAAGUGUUCCUUACAUAUUAUUGAUGUCCCAAACAUACAUUGAUUGGAUCGCAGUGGGUUAAACCGCCGUGUUUUGGCUUGACGAGGAAGACUCCGCAUGAUGAUUCGCCAUGGUUCAAAGCCUCUGUUCAUCGAGCGGGGUCGUUUUGCACUUGCACAUCUUUGCAGGUACACGUCGACAAAUUUGCAGUUACCAGCGAAUAAGAAGAAACGAAAAUGAGUUCAGGCCUAAGCGGUUUGCUCUUGUGCCAC